Symbiodinium sp. CCMP2456 is the source of this 648-nucleotide messenger RNA. The record is from the annotation of a GenBank genome assembly. Lineage: Eukaryota; Dinophyceae; Suessiales; Symbiodiniaceae.
AUGGCAGAAGAAGCAGGGCCGACUACAAAUGCGGCGGAUCAGGAGAAGGCCAGCGGCCUUAGAGAUGCUGGGACUGGACCUGUCGGAGCCGCGUCUGCCGAUGCCAAGGUGCUGGAGCGCUUCCAGGCCUGUGACGUGGCCAGUGGCGUCUUCAAGUACGUGCAGGUGCAUGCGAUAGCGCCAGAUGGAACUCGCAAGGUGAUCGUCCGCUCAGCUCCGGGCUCCUACCACGCGGACGUGGCGGAGCUUCUCUGCCAGGCCUUGCGAGACAAGGGGUUGCAGUACGAGAUUCCGGGUGGAGGCCGAAUCCGGCGUGAUGAUGAAGCCAAAGAGAUUGAGAUCUACGGGCACAGCAAGGGCUUCGGGAUGCCCGAUCACUCCAUCUCUGCGGCCAUCUGUCGCGCGAGUUUCCCGGAUUACAAGGCCCAGUUGCACAUCCAAGUUCAUCUCAGGCAUGUGCAAUACGCUCUAGUCCUCCAGCCAGGCACCCACACGUCCCCUCAAACAAGACAGCUAAGCACUCACAGAGCGACCACCCACGACACAUCGCAUAGACGAGGCGCAGCAGCCGAAGCUUUUCGGAUGCUGGUUGCGACUCACCCACGAGAUCCCAUACUCAAUUCGAAAAGAAAGUGUUGCUUCGCUUAG